Bathycoccus prasinos is the source of this 2058-nucleotide messenger RNA. RefSeq names its product C-1-tetrahydrofolate synthase, cytoplasmic. The coding region runs from base 1 to 2058 and encodes 685 amino acids. The transcript has a single exon. Lineage: Eukaryota; Viridiplantae; Chlorophyta; Mamiellophyceae; Mamiellales; Bathycoccaceae. The record is from RefSeq and is a predicted model, not a curated record. Gene Ontology annotation, molecular function: formate-tetrahydrofolate ligase activity; ATP binding.
AUGAGCGCGCAACAAGCGGUGUUUAAAAUCGCGAAAAUCUCAUCGUAUCCAAAGUCGUUUUCAUCGUCGUCGACGCGGAGAGUUUCGGGCGUUUUAAGAAGAAGUUUUAGUUCUGUGACCACGAAAGCAACGGCAAGUAUGAGUUUACCCGGGAAGAAGCUGGAGAACAUCGUGAAACCGGUGCCGUCGGAUAUCGAGGUGGCGCAAGCCGCGACGCCUCUUCGCAUCUCUCACGUGUUGGAGCAGUGUAAAGUUUCCAUGGAGGAAUACGAGCCGUACGGGCAUUACAAGGCGAAAAUUUCCGAUAAGAUCUCAAAGAAAAUGACGGAAGAGAAUAAAGGACACUACGUGGUCGUUGCUGGGAUUACGCCGACGCCGUUGGGGGAAGGGAAGUCGACGACGACGAUUGGAUUGGUGCAAGCGUUGGGCGCGCAUUUGGAGAAAUUCGCCGUGGCGUGCAUUCGACAGCCGUCGAUGGGUCCGACUUUUGGUAUCAAAGGCGGUGCCGCUGGAGGCGGGUACUCUCAGGUCAUCCCCAUGGAAGAAAUGAACAUGCAUUUGACCGGAGACAUUCACGCGAUAGGUAUCGCGACGAACUUGAUUGCCGCCGCGGUGGAUACGAGGAUGUUUCACGAAAACACGCAAAGCGACGAGGCUUUGUUUAAGAGGUUGUUUCCGCCAAACAAGAAAGGCGAGAGAAAGAUUGCCAGAAACAUGACCAGACGAUUGAAACGUUUAGGUAUUGAGAAGACCAACCCGGACGAAUGGUCGGAAAAGGAACGAUCGAAAUUUGUUCGAUUGGAUUUGGACGCCGAUAAAGUCACGUGGAGAAGAGUCGUCGAUAUGAACGAUCGAUUUUUAAGACAAAUAACGAUUGGUGAGUCGCCGACGGAGAAAGGCCAAACGAGACAAACCGGGUUUGAUAUCACGGUCGCCUCGGAAGUUAUGGCGGUGUUGGCCAUGUGCACGAGCUUGGAAGAUAUGGACGAGAGGUUCGGGAAGAUGAUUGUCGGAACGAGCAAAUCGGGCGAGGCGGUGAACUGCGACGAUUUGGGCGUCACUGGUGCGGUCACGGCGUUGAUGUUGGAAGCGAUUAAACCGACGAUGAUGCAAACUUUGGAAGGAACGCCGGUGUUGAUUCACGCUGGUCCGUUCGCGAACAUCGCGACUGGGAACUCCUCCGUUAUCGCCGAUAAGAUUGCGUUGUCGAUGGUCGGUAAAGACGGAUUCGUGGUCACGGAAGCCGGUUUUGGCGCCGAUAUUGGUUUGGAAAAGUUUGUCAACUUAAAGUGCCGAUCCUCAGGGCUUAAACCAAACUGUGCGGUUAUUGUUGCCACGGUUCGUGCGUUGAAAUGCCACGGCGGCGGGCCGGCGGUACAAGCGGGUAAGCCCCUCGAUUUCGCGUACUUGGAAGAAAACGUGAACAUGGUCAAAGACGGGUGCUCGAACUUGACCAGACACAUCGAAAACACGAGAUCGUUUGGAAUUCCAGUGGUUAUUGCGAUUAACGCGUUCCCGACGGAUACGCCGGCGGAACACGAAGCGAUUAGACAAGCUGCGUUAGCGGCGGGCGCGUCUGCAGUUGAAAUUUGCACGCACCACGCCGAAGGCGGGUUGGGCGCCACCGAGUUGGGCAAAGCUGUCACGAGAGUGUGCGAGGAAAACGCGAGCGCGAGCGAGUUUAAGCUCGGUUACAGCACGGAAGACAUGAGCAUCGAAGAGAAAGUGGAACACAUCGCGAAGGAAUACUACAGAGCCGGCGGGGUGGAGUUUUCCGAGCAAGCGAAAGAGAAGAUUGCUUUGUUCACGGAACAAGGUUUCGGCCACUUGCCGGUGUGCAUGGCCAAGACGCAAUACUCGUUCUCGCACGACGCGAACAUGAAAGGCGCGCCGGCUGGAUUCACGUUACCGAUUGGUGACUUGCGAUUAUCCGCCGGGGCUGGCUUUUUAGUACCGCUCGUCGGCGCGUUCCCUACCAUCCCGGGGUUACCGACCAGACCGGCGUAUUACGAGAUUAGCGUCGACACGGAAACCGAACAAAUCAUGGGUUUGAGUUAA